This is a messenger RNA of Mucor velutinosus, 1278 nucleotides long. RefSeq lists its product as uncharacterized. Gene Ontology annotation, molecular function: pyridoxal phosphate binding; transaminase activity. Lineage: Eukaryota; Fungi; Mucoromycota; Mucoromycetes; Mucorales; Mucoraceae. The record is from RefSeq and is a predicted model, not a curated record. Bases 1 to 1278 code for a protein of 425 amino acids. The transcript has 5 exons. Gene Ontology annotation, biological process: biosynthetic process.
AUGGAUUACUCAAAGCAUAUCAGUGAGCACAGCAAGGCCAGAAACCCCUCAGCCAUUCGUGCUUUGAUGCCCUAUAUGAACUGCAAGAAGAUGAUUUCCUUGGGUGCUGGUCAACCCAAUCCUGCUACAUUCCCUUUUGCCAGCAUGACUGUAACUCUCAAGACUGGUGAAAAGAUCGAAAUUGAUGACAAUCUGUUCAACAGAUCUUUGUCCUACGAUUUGACUUCUGGUCAACCUCUCUUAAAUGAAUGGCUCUGUGAGCUCCAGAGAUUGGAACACAAGCCUCCCGUUGACUUUGAUCUCUCCAUUGGUUCUGGUUCUCAAGAUCUCUUGACAAAGGCACUUGAAAUGAUGAUCAACGAAGGUGACUCUGUCUUGGUUGAAAAUCCUACCUACACCGGUGCCUUGUCUUUCCUUGAGACCAUGAAGUGCGAUCUCGCUGACAUUGCCACUGAUGACUUUGGCAUUGUCCCUGAAUCGUUGGAGAACAUGCUCGCCAAUUGGCCCGAGAGCAAUCCUAGCGGAAAGAAGGAUCAACCUAGACCUCACUGUUUGUACACCAUCCCUACUGGUGGUAAUCCCACUGGCUUGAGUUCCACAUUGGAACGCAAGCAAGCCGUGUAUAAGAUUUGCUCCAAAUACGACAUUCUUAUCUUGGAAGAUGAUGCUUACUACUAUUUGCAAUUUGGAGAGAAGCGCACUCCUUCUUAUCUCUCUAUGGAUGUGGAUGGCCGUGUCUUGCGUUGUGACAGUAUGAGCAAGAUUCUGUCUUCUGGUCUUCGUUUAGGCUGGAUCACAGGCCCCAAGCCCUUGAUUGAGCGUAUCAACAUGCACACCAUGGUCACCAAUUUGCAGCCAUCGGGUGUUCCUCAGGCAAUGACCUUUGGUUUGUUGGAGAAAUGGGGUCACAAGGGCUUCUUGGAACAUGUAGACCGUGUGGCUGAUUUUUACCGUGAGAAACGAGAUGAGUUCCUAGAGUGCCUAAAUCGUAGAAUGGCUGGCCGCGCUGAAUGGGUUGUUCCUAACGCUGGUAUGUUUGUCUGGCUCCGUUUGUUGGGUGGUAUUACCGAUUCUUACGAUUUGGUCAUGACCAAGGCUUUGAAGGAGAAUGUCCUUGCCAUCCCUGGUUUGGCCUUCAUGCCUCAACAAAACAAGAAUAACUUUAUCCGUGUCUCUUAUAGUAAUGUUACCAAGGAAGAUAUGGAUGAAGCUCUCCGUAGAUUGGCUGCCGUUAUCGAUAAGGAAGCUGCUCUCAACGGCGUUAAGAUCAACGCUUAA